AUGGCCUUUGAUCCCAUCCCACCGCCGCGCAAGUUCAGCGGCGGCUGGACUAUCAAGGACGCUCUCGCCAAGACGGGAUUCCACGCCACGACCUCGCCCCUCUCGUUCUUUUCCCUCGCAGGCCGUCUCAACAAGCUGCAACGCCGAGGCUGGAAACGCUUCGGCAUCGAGUCAGUACUUGACCCCUCCCCCUUUGCCCUGCGCCAAGGUCAUCAAGAUGUGCCUCGCGCACGACCUGGCCGAGACGGUCGUGGGCGACAUAACGCCGGAGGACGGCGUCUCGCGCGAGGAGAAGACGCACCGCGAGGAGGCGGCCAUGCACUGGAUGGACGACGCACUGGGGCGACUUUGGCCGCGAGGUCCACCACCUCUGGGAUCGAGUUCGAGGCCGGCCUGACGCCCGAGGGCGAGUUUGCCCAGGACCUCGACAAGCUCGAGAUGAUGCUGCAGGCCCUCGAGUACGAGCGCGACGCCGAGCUCGCCGUUGACCUCGGCGAGUUCUUUGCUGUCGCCGGGCGCAUUCGGACGCCGCGGGCGCAGGCGUGGACGGCUGAGGUUCUGCGCGACAGAGAGCUGCUGUGGGCUGGAAAGGAGCACGUUCGCGGCGAUCUUGGCGUCGAAGGUGGUCUGCUGCAGAAGAAGCAGGAAGAGCAGGAUCUGUACUACAACCAGUGA
Molecule: messenger RNA, 675 nt
Organism: Verticillium dahliae VdLs.17
Lineage: Eukaryota; Fungi; Ascomycota; Sordariomycetes; Glomerellales; Plectosphaerellaceae
Product: HD domain-containing protein
Exons: 2
Coding region: 1-675 (224 amino acids)
Cellular component (GO): cytoplasm
Molecular function (GO): 5'-deoxynucleotidase activity
Source: RefSeq, a predicted model, not a curated record